This is a messenger RNA of Neltuma alba, 467 nucleotides long. RefSeq names its product phenylalanine--tRNA ligase alpha subunit, cytoplasmic-like. Lineage: Eukaryota; Viridiplantae; Streptophyta; Magnoliopsida; Fabales; Fabaceae. The annotation marks the transcript as partial. The record is from RefSeq and is a predicted model, not a curated record. The transcript is spliced from 3 exons.
AGAAUAAUUGCAAAAUCCGUCGGAGUCCGACCCAGUCUAGUUUUUGCCCUGGCCUGCGUUCUCUUCCGCGUCGCUGCAAAGGGGAGCGCAGAGAUAGAUUGAGAAUGGCAGAAGAAGCAAUCCUCAGUUACCUGGAAAAGGGCGAAGUAAUUUCAGAUUCCGGUGUCUUUGCUUCUGAACGUGGAAUUGACCACAAUGAGAUCGUUAAUGUCAUCAAGAGCCUCCACGGUUUUGGAUAUGUCGAUGCUGAGGACAUUAAGAGGGAGACAUGGGUGCUAACGGAUGAGGGGAAGACAUAUGCUGCUGCAGGAUCACCUGAAGUGCAACUGUUCCUGGCAAUACCGCCGGAAGGUAUCUCUAAAGAGGAACUUCAGAAAAAGCUAAACCCCGCUGCCUUCAAAAUAGGCUGUGCUCAGGCUGCAAAGAAUAAAUGGGUGGAGUUAGGAAAACAACUUAUAUCCCGGAAG